AUGGCCGGGCGGCGGGGCGCGGGCGGAGCGGCCCCCUUGGCGGAGGCGCCGGGCUGCGGGCCCGCGGCGGAGCCGGCCCGGGAGCUGUUCGAGGCCUGCAGGAACGGGGACGUGGAGCGGGUUAAGCGGCUGGUGCGGUCCGAGAACGUGAACGGCAGGGACACGGCGGGCAGGAAGUCCAGCCCCCUGCACUUCGCCGCAGGUUUUGGUCGGAAGGAAGUAGUUGAAUAUUUGCUUCAGAGUGGUGCCAAUGUCCAUGCACGAGAUGAUGGUGGCCUCAUUCCUCUUCAUAAUGCCUGCUCUUUCGGUCACUCUGAAGUUGUCAAUCUUCUUUUGCGUCAUGGUGCAGAUCCUAAUGCUCGGGAUAAUUGGAACUAUACUCCUCUUCAUGAAGCUGCCAUUAAGGGCAAGAUUGAUGUCUGCAUAGUACUGCUGCAGCAUGGUGCUGAACCAGCCAUCCGUAAUACAGAUGGAAGGACAGCUUUGGAUUUAGCAGACCCAUCUGCAAAAGCAGUGCUGACUGGUGAUUACAAGAAGGAUGAACUCUUAGAAAGUGCCAGGGGUGGUAAUGAAGAAAAGAUGAUGGCUCUUCUUACACCAUUAAAUGUCAACUGUCAUGCAAGUGAUGGCAGAAAGUCAACUCCAUUACACUUAGCAGCUGGGUAUAACCGGGUUAAGAUUGUGCAGCUGUUACUACAGCAUGGAGCUGAUGUACAUGCCAAGGAUAAGGGAGAUUUGGUGCCGCUUCACAAUGCCUGUUCCUAUGGUCAUUAUGAAGUAACAGAACUUCUAGUAAAGCAUGGAGCAUGUGUGAAUGCUAUGGAUCUGUGGCAGUUCACUCCUCUGCAUGAAGCAGCUUCUAAGAACAGGGUGGAAGUGUGUUCUCUCUUGUUAAGUUAUGGUGCUGAUCCAACACUGUUGAACUGUCACAAUAAAAGCACCAUUGAUUUAGCCCCAACUCCUCAAUUAAAAGAACGAUUGGCAUAUGAAUUCAAAGGUCACUCCUUGCUACAGGCGGCACGAGAAUCAGAUGUAGCUCGCAUCAAAAAAUAUCUUUCUUUGGAAACAGUGAAUUUCAAGCAUCCUCAAACUCAUGAAACAGCAUUGCACUGUGCUGCUGCAUCUCCGUAUCCCAAGAGAAAGCAAGUCUGUGAAUUACUUCUGAGAAAAGGAGCCAACAUCAAUGAAAAGACAAAAGACUUCUUGACACCUCUCCAUGUGGCAUCAGAAAAAGCGCAUAAUGAUGUCGUUGAAGUUGUUGUGAAGCAUGAAGCUAAGGUUAAUGCAUUGGACAAUCUUGGUCAGACUUCUCUGCAUAGAGCUGCACAUUGUGGCCAUCUGCAGACAUGCAGAUUGUUGUUGAGCUCUGGAUGUGAUCCCUCAAUUGUUUCACUGCAGGGUUUCACAGCUUUACAAAUGGGGACUGAAAGUGUGCAACAAUUACUACAAGAAGGCAUCCCAUUAGGUAAUUCAGAUGCAGAUCGACAGUUGCUGGAAGCUGCAAAGGCAGGAGAUGUGGAUACUGUAAAAAAGUUAUGUACAAUUCAGAGUGUGAACUGCAGAGAUAUUGAAGGGCGUCAGUCCACACCACUUCACUUUGCAGCAGGAUAUAACAGAGUGUCUGUGGUUGAGUAUCUUCUUCAGCAUGGAGCUGAUGUUCAUGCAAAAGAUAAAGGAGGUCUUGUCCCUUUGCACAAUGCUUGUUCCUAUGGUCACUAUGAAGUAGCAGAACUGCUUGUUAAACAUGGUGCAGUUGUAAAUGUAGCUGAUUUGUGGAAGUUCACUCCCUUACAUGAAGCUGCAGCAAAAGGAAAAUAUGAGAUCUGCAAACUUCUAUUACAGCAUGGUGCUGACUCCACAAAGAAGAACAGAGAUGGAAAUACUGCUUUGGAUCUUGUUAAAGAUGGUGAUACUGACAUUCAAGACCUACUUAGAGGAGAUGCAGCUUUGCUAGAUGCUGCCAAGAAGGGUUGUUUGGCCCGAGUAAAGAAGCUUUGUUCACCGGACAAUGUAAAUUGUCGUGACACACAAGGAAGACAUUCAACACCACUACAUUUAGCAGCUGGUUACAACAAUUUGGAGGUUGCAGAGUACCUGUUACAGUAUGGAGCGGAUGUGAAUGCACAGGAUAAAGGAGGGUUGAUUCCUCUACAUAAUGCUGCAUCUUAUGGGCACGUAGAUGUAGCAGCUUUACUUAUAAAGUAUAAUGCGUGUGUGAAUGCUACGGACAAAUGGGCUUUCACACCUUUGCAUGAAGCAGCCCAGAAAGGAAGGACACAGCUUUGUGCCUUGUUAUUGGCACAUGGAGCUGAUCCUACUCUGAAAAACCAGGAAGGACAAACACCAUUAGACCUGGUCACCGCAGAUGAUGUUAACGCGCUGUUGACAGCUGCUAUGCCUCCUUCUGCGUUGCCAUCUUGUUAUAAACCUCAGGUUAUAAAUGUAUCUCAAACCACUGGACCUACGGCUGAUUCCCUGUCUUCCGUUCCAUCCAGCCCAUCCAGUCUGUCUGCUGCCAGUAGCCUUGACAACUUAUCUGGUAGCUUUUCUGAACUCCCUUCAGUUGUUGGUACAAAUGGUGCAGAGGGAGCAACUGUUUUAGAGAAAAAGGAAGUUGCAGGUGUAGAUUUUAGCAUAAAUCAGUUUGUGAGGAAUCUUGGACUUGAACAUCUGAUUGACGUAUUUGAGAGAGAGCAAAUAACACUGGAUGUAUUGGUUGAAAUGGGCCACAAAGAGUUAAAGGAAAUUGGGAUCAAUGCUUAUGGACAUCGGCAUAAAAUCAUUAAAGGAGUUGAGAGACUGAUCUCUGGACAGCAAGGUCUUAACCCAUACCUGACUUUGAAUACUUCUGGUAGUGGAACAAUUCUUAUAGAUCUCUCUCCGGAUGAUAAGGAAUUUCAGUCAGUGGAAGAGGAGAUGCAAAGUACAGUCCGAGAGCACAGAGAUGGUGGGCAUGCUGGUGGAGUGUUCAACAAAUACAAUUUUCUGAAGAUUCAAAAAGUUUGUAACAAAAAACUCUGGGAAAGAUACACUCACAGGAGGAAAGAAGUUUCUGAAGAAAACCAUAACCAUGCUAAUGAAAGGAUGCUGUUUCAUGGUUCCCCGUUUGUGAAUGCAAUCAUUCAUAAAGGUUUUGAUGAGAGACAUGCAUACAUAGGUGGAAUGUUCGGAGCUGGGAUAUAUUUUGCUGAAAACUCUUCCAAAAGCAAUCAGUAUGUAUAUGGAAUUGGAGGUGGCACUGGAUGCCCAGUUCACAAAGAUCGAUCUUGUUAUGUUUGUCACAGGCAGUUGCUGUUUUGCCGUGUAACAUUGGGCAAGUCUUUUCUGCAGUUCAGUGCAAUGAAAAUGGCUCAUUCUCCUCCAGGACAUCAUUCAGUUACUGGUCGACCUAGUGUAAAUGGACUGGCUUUAGCAGAGUACGUCAUUUACAGAGGAGAACAGGCUUAUCCAGAAUAUUUGAUUACUUACCAGAUUAUGAAACCUGAAGCCACCAUGGAAGCUUGAGGCAAAUUGCUUUUGGAAAUCAACAGAUCUGAACAUGAAGAUACCAAUACCUAACAUCUUCUAAAUUACACUGAAUUGAUGAAAAAUUUUUAUCCACAGGCAUUGUGGUAGAAAAUGUGAAAAAAAUCUAACAUUUUGACUUGAUAAAGCUUUAAUAAUGUACAGUAUGUUUUCUAAAAUUUCAAAAACUUCCUCUUUUUCAGCACUUUAACAGAUACCAUUCCAGGUAAACUGGGUUUGUCUGUACUAAAUUAUAAGCAUAAAUUAACUUGAACUAUGCUUUUUAUAUAAUACUACAUUGAAAUCUAGCAGAAACUAUAAUAUUCCACACAGGAAUUCAUUUUACUUAUACUGUGUUCUUUAAAACACUGCAUUUACACUGAAUACAAUUUCAUUUGUAAAACUGUAAAUAAGAGCUUUUGUACUAGCCUGGUAUUUAUUUACAUUGCUUUGUAAUAUAUGUGUUUUAGAACUGCAACCUUGUACAAAGUAUUUUUUUCCAAACAUUGCAUUGUUCAUCUAUGUUUCAUCAUACACGAUAAAUAGGAGAAGACUUUGAUUCCAGGGUUUGUCUUUUGGG
Emys orbicularis (European pond turtle) is the source of this 4084-nucleotide messenger RNA. RefSeq names its product tankyrase 2 (gene TNKS2). The transcript is spliced from 27 exons. Gene Ontology annotation, molecular function: protein binding; NAD+ poly-ADP-ribosyltransferase activity. NCBI's taxonomy places the organism in Eukaryota, Metazoa, Chordata, Testudines, Emydidae. The record is from RefSeq and is a predicted model, not a curated record. Gene Ontology annotation, cellular component: nucleus; cytoplasm. The coding region runs from base 1 to 3504 and encodes 1167 amino acids.